Molecule: messenger RNA, 978 nt
Organism: Prosopis cineraria
Lineage: Eukaryota; Viridiplantae; Streptophyta; Magnoliopsida; Fabales; Fabaceae
Exons: 3
Coding region: 1-978 (325 amino acids)
Source: RefSeq, a predicted model, not a curated record
AUGGAUUCACAAAGAAUUGAUUACAUCAAAAUACAUCAACAAGAACUUCGAGUUGACUUGUAUCAAGGUUUAUCUGAUGUACUUUUUAAAGGAGAAAUAAAUGCUUCAGUAACUGGAAAGAGAGUCAUACUACCUUCUUCAUUUACAGCUUGGCCUGAAAUACAACGAUUUUGUGCUAAAAAUUCUUUACAUCCAUCAAAUCGACCAGAUAUCCUUUAUAGAGUUUUCAAGAUGAAACUUCAGUCAUUGCUACAAGUUAUAAAGCAGGAGAAAAUUUUUGGAAGAAUUAAAGUAGAUCCAGCUGACAAGAUCAAAGAUGCUGAACAUGUUGAUGAGCUUAUUUCUACAGAAAUCCCAAACAAGAACACAUCUCCUCUUCUUUAUGAUUUAGUUGCAAGUUACAUGAUCCAUGGACCAUGUGGUCACAGCAAUCCAAGAUCACCUUGUAUGAAAGAUGGGAAGUGUAGUAAAUAUUUUCCAAAGAAAUUUGUUGAAGAAACUAUUCUUAAUGAUAACGGAUAUCCUACAUACAGGAGAAGGAAUGAUGGAAGAACAGUUGAAAGAAAAGGAACCCCUCUUGAUAGCCGCUAUGUUGUUCUAUAUAAUCCAAGACUCCUUGAACUUUUUACAGCUCAUAUAAAUGUUGAGAAAACAAACCAGUCAACAUCUAUUAAAUAUCUCUUCAAAUAUAUCAGCAAAGGAAAUGAUCAAGUCAUUGCAGGAAUAUACAACAACGAUCAAUCAGCAAAUCCUCAUGAAAUCUUUAAUGAAAUUAAACACUACUAUGAUUUUAGAUAUAUUUCCUCAUGUGAAGCUGCUUGGAGAAUUUUUGCAUUUGACAUUCAUCAUCAAUAUCCAUCUGUUGAAAGAUUGAGCUUCCAUUUGCCAAAUCAGCAAACAGUAUUGUACAAAGGAGGUCAAACUGUGAAGGAAGUCCUGAAAAAGUCAAGAAUCAAAGAAUCACAAUUCUUAGCAUAG